AUGCUUGGUUUUGUCACCAUUUUGACACUUGUCUCCCUCCGCGCUGCGGCCGCAAAGCCCAACGCUGGUUUGAAAACGUGGGGGCGCUUCAGCAAACUCCCCUACCCCGGAGACAAGGCGUUCCUGUACGGAACCUUCCCCAAGAACUUCAUCUGGGCCGUGGGUACCGCCGCAUACCAGGUGGAGGGCGCGUUCGAGAAGGACGGCAAGGGCCUCUCUAUCUGGGACACUUUUACGCGCGGCGGGAACCGCAUGGCCACGGGGGACGUGGGCAGCGACAGCUACCACAACAUCCACGCGGACAUCCGCGCCCUCCGUCAGCUGGGGGUCAGCCACUACAGGUUCUCCCUGUCCUGGUCCAGGAUUUUCCCCAACGGGACGCGCGGGAGCCUCAACGAGCUCGGCGCCAGCUACUACCGGACGCUGCUGCGCAAGCUGAAGGAGAUCCGCGUGCAGCCGGUGGUCACGCUGUACCACUGGGACCUGCCCGAGCUGCUGCAGCACCGCCUGGGCGGCUGGAGCAACCCGGACAUGGUGGGGAUCUUCAGGGACUACGCUGACUUCUGCUUCCGCGCGUUCGGAGAGGACGUGAAGUUGUGGAUCACCGUGGACAACCCGUUCGUCGUGGCGCAGCACGGGUACGGCACCGGGGUGGUCGCGCCCGGGAUCAAGACCGACCCUGACCUCCCGUUCAGGGUGGGACAUAAUUUACUGAAGGCUCAUGCAGCUGCCUGGCACCUCUACAACCGCCACUAUCGAGCCCGUCAGCAGGGCCAGGUCUCCAUGGCUCUGGCCUCCCACUGGAUCAAGCCCAGCCGCACUCGCUUGGAGAGCCUGCGGGAGUGCCAGUGCUCCCUGGACCACGUUUUGGGCUGGUUCGCCCGGCCGCUGUUUGUAGACGGAGACUACCCCUCCUGCAUGAAGGAGAGGCUGGGCGCCCGGCUGCCCUCCUUCACCCAGGAGGAGAAGGAGCACGUGAGAGGAACGGCCGACUUCUUCGCACUCUCUCACGGGGCGACCCUGAGCUUUCAGCUCAUCAACGACAGCCUGAAGUUUGGGCAACUGGAGGAUCUGGACCUGAGGAUGCUGCUGUACUGGGUCAGUGCAGAGUACGGCAAGCCGCCAAUCUUUGUGGUGCAAAGUGGUUGGUACGUCCUCGGUAACACCAAGACAGAAGAUCCAAAACACAUGUACUACCUCAAGAGGUUCAUUGCAGAGACACUAAAAUCUAUCAUCAUAGACGGAGUAAACGUGAUCGGAUACACGGCCUGGUCUCUGAUCGAUGGCUUCGAGUGGCACAGAGAGUAUGGCAUCCGACGUGGACUGUACUACGUGGACUUCAACACUCCUGACAUGAAGAGGGAGCCAAAGACAUCUGCCACUUUUUACAGAAAUGUCAUCCACAAAAACGGUUUUCCUGAACUUCCGGAGAACAGACCAGCACAAGGAGUCUUCCCAUGUGGUUUUGCAUGGGGGGUUUCCGCCAACUCAAUACAGGUGGAGACGGCUCCCACCCAGUUUGCGGACUCUAGUGUGUACCUCUGGAACAUCUCCAACAACGGAGAGCUGAUUAAGCUGGAAGGCUUCAGCGAUCCACCUUUGCGCCGAGCCACUCACUGCGCCGAUUACGCCACCGUCCGACAGCAGGUCGAUGAAAUCAGGCAGGUGGGGGUGAACCACUUCCACUUUUCCCUCAACUGGUCAGCUCUGGUGCCCACGGGUAAUGUGGCUCACCCAAACACCACCCUGCUGAGGUACUACCGCUGCUUCACCCGUCAGCUGCUGCUGGCCAACGUCACCCCCGUGGUCACCCUGUGGCACCACACGCGGCAACGCAGCGGCCUGCCGGUCCCACUGGACGCUGCCAACAAGUGGCUGAACAGGAAGACUCCGGAGGCUUUUGCAGACUACGCCAGGCUUUGUUACAGAGAGCUGGGGGCCAGUGUGAAGAUGUGGAUCACCUUGAAUGAACCCAACGAUGAGAUGGUGAGCUACCAGGAGGGCCAUCAGAUGCUACAAGCGCACGCUCUGGCCUGGCACGUCUACGAUCGAGAGUUCAGACGUUCGCAGGGAGGAAAGGUGUCUCUGGCUCUGCACAUGGACUGGGUGGAGCCGGCGUUUUCCUUCAGCCGCGAAGACGUGGAGCCAGCCAAGAGGGUUUUAGAUUUCUCCGUUGGCUGGUUUGCAGAGCCCAUCUUUGGCAGCGGCGACUAUCCUGCAGGGAUGAGGAGCUGGCUGCGUCAGCUCAACUCGCUUGAAUUGCCUGUUUUCAACGAGGAAGACCGACGGCUGGUUAAAGGAACGUACGACUUUUUUGCGAUGAGCCACUUCAGCUCCAAGCUGGUGACUCACGCCAAGGAGGACUCGUACACCUACACAGCAAUGCUCGAGGUCCAGCACAUGAUCGACACCACGUGGAUCAUGUCCCCGAGGCCCGUCGUGCCCUGGGGUCUGAGGAAAGCCCUCAACUGGGUGAAGGAGCACUACGUCGACGUACCGAUCUACGUGAUGGCCAACGGGGUCCAGGAAGACCCGGCCCGCUUCAAAGACAGCCUGCGAGUUUACUACCUGUACAACUACAUAAACGAGGCGCUUAAAGCGCACACUUUGGACGGCGUGAACCUCAAAGGUUACUUCGCCUACGCCCUGAACGAUCAAAGGGACCCAGGGUUCGGCUUGUACGGCCAAGUUCACGAAGAGGUCAUCGUCAAGGCCUCGCUGUCCAACUAUCGCAACAUCAUCCAACAUAACGGCUUCCCCAUCCAAGGAGCGGCUCCGCAGCAGUGUCCUGCUUCGUUCCAGCCCUGCCUGGGCUGCCGUGUUCUGGACAAGAGGCCCGUCGUGGGCUUUUUGUCGCUGGUGGGUUCAGGGGUGCUGCUCACCCUGGGCCUCAUUAUUUAUUACACCGCCAAGAGACACAAGGACUACUACUGAGAAGAAGGCUGGAUG
Messenger RNA from Nematolebias whitei (Rio pearlfish), 2949 nucleotides. RefSeq names its product klotho (gene kl). Gene Ontology annotation, biological process: carbohydrate metabolic process. Bases 1 to 2934 code for a protein of 977 amino acids. Lineage: Eukaryota; Metazoa; Chordata; Actinopteri; Cyprinodontiformes; Rivulidae. The transcript has 13 exons. Gene Ontology annotation, molecular function: hydrolase activity, hydrolyzing O-glycosyl compounds. The record is from RefSeq and is a predicted model, not a curated record.